AUGACCGACAUUGAUCUCGAGCAGCUCCUUCGCGUGCCCAGCUUGACCUUCAAGGCUGCCGGCCCUGUGCUUGGCACAGGGAUUAUCGCCGAGUCCGCCCUCCGUCUUCUCCAGCUCGAGUCUGGCCAGCGUCACCAGGGCGCCAGUCAGCUCUUGGUCGUAAAGCGCAUCACCUACUUCGCGCGUGGAGCUCUCGGCAUCAGCACGCACUACCCCGACAUAGGUCCCAAGACCGUUGCCUAUCAGAGCAUGGUUACACGAAUCGUCACUCUCGACAAGAUUGCCGAGCGCGAGCAUGUCGCCAAGGGCCUCACCAUGCGCCAAGCCGUCAUGCGCAUCGUCGACAACUACCGCAUCGCCCGCAAGCACUACGUUCUCCACGCCGACGUCGUCGACCCCCCUGUUCCUGUCGCUCGCGAGAAUGAGACAGAGGCUGCGCUCGCUACCCGCCAGCGAUUCGAUUUCACGCUGCGAGAGAUGUGGGGCGUCCUCGACCAGCUUCAAGGCCUAAUGACUGUGAGCGGCAGAGCGACUGUGGCUGCGAAGCAAGCUCUGGCUCAGGAGAAGAAGGAGCAUCUUACCUCUCGCGACAAGGUUAAGGCGGCUCAGAAGCAGGCAGCUAUCUUGCAGAGUGAGAAUGAGGAGUUGAAGAAGGAGAAUGAGGACUUAAAGAGUUACAUCCUAGUCAUGAAGAAGGAUGCCAUGUAUGCCAUGUCGGCUAUCGAGGACUCCAAUUAG
Colletotrichum gloeosporioides is the source of this 738-nucleotide messenger RNA. RefSeq lists its product as uncharacterized. NCBI's taxonomy places the organism in Eukaryota, Fungi, Ascomycota, Sordariomycetes, Glomerellales, Glomerellaceae. The record is from RefSeq and is a predicted model, not a curated record. The coding region runs from base 1 to 738 and encodes 245 amino acids. The transcript has 2 exons.